This is a messenger RNA of Drosophila kikkawai, 1059 nucleotides long. RefSeq lists its product as uncharacterized. The record is from RefSeq and is a predicted model, not a curated record. Lineage: Eukaryota; Metazoa; Arthropoda; Insecta; Diptera; Drosophilidae.
UAGAGAUCAGUUCGUUUUCGGUCGUUGACUACGUAAGAGCGCUGAGAAGAGGUAGUCACAGACUGUUCCCCACAGACAUGGCUACUAAUGCUUCCACUGAAACCCCGGUGGCGCCCGCUUCCUGGUGUGGGCGUGGCGACAAGCCCCGCACUUUUGAGAAGCAUUCGCCCGUCGUCUGCUAUGAUAAACCAGAAGCAUCCAUAGUGUCAAGGGAGGAAUACGAUGACAAGCGUUUCAAGGCUCUUACCGGCGAUUUGGUGGAGACAUUGGUGGUGCCCAAGCGGGAGGCACGCACUUGGACAAUGCAGGCGGGCGAUCUGUGCCGAGUCACCAUCCACGAGGGCUCGCAGGUGGGCGACAUGAACUUCUGGAACCUGGAGAAUACUGCCGAACGGUUUUACUCCGGCAAGACACGCCAGCUGCACUCGUCGCACCUGCGUGUCUACGAUCGCCUGUGGAGCUGCUUGCCCUAUUUGCGUCCCAUGGCCACCUUCGUGUUCGACUCCCUGGCCGGCUAUGGGAUCGAUGAGGACGGUGGUGCUCUGCACGAUGUGAUUGGAACGCGCUGUGACGACUACACCUACAAGCUAAUCACGGGCAAGGAUCGGGUGGGCAGUUGCCACAGCUCUUUGGUCAAGGCGGUGGUGGAGGAGCGCGGCCUGACGGAGCAGGAUGUGCACGACGUGUGGAACAUCUUCAUGUGCACCGGCUUCACCCGUGACACUCAUCAGUACUUCUGCAAGCCGAGUCCCGCCCGCAAGGGAGACUUUAUUGAGUUCGUUGCGGACAUGAAUCUGCUGGUGGCCCUGAGCGCCUGUCCCCAGGGAGAUGUCUCCAUUCAGGUGGGCGCCGUAGUGCCCGACGACAAGUGUCACCCCCUCAAGGUCGAGGUGUUCCGCAAAAAGUAAUCCGAUCGGUUCUCAUUUGUAUUCCGAGUGGAGAAAAUCCGGUUACACUAACACAUCAAGGUGAUUGGUGAUUACCUGUCGUGACUGGGUCACUGUUUAUGUGUCAUAAAGCUUGUGAAGAAAAUAUAUUAUUAUCUCAAGAAAUUUUUAA